CGUAAAAGUGUGCGUGCUAUAGCGCUUAUCCAAACUCAUCGUUUGCUUUUACACACAACACACCAACAGGUCGUGAAUUUUGUUCGCAGUGGAGCUUCCGGACACGUUAUUUUACUCUUUUACUGAGUUAUAUAAUUAACAUACGAUUGGUGUUUUGGCAUUGAAUUCCCUGCUCGAGCAUCUUGGUACCGUUAGGGAAGCGUCCCUACUGUAGUAAGCCCAAAGGCACACCUAGCUAUGCCUGGUAAGAAGCUUAAAUCAUCUAAAGCAGCUUUGGAGGUUGCAGCCGCGCCGCCAGCAGACAGCGACAGCGAUUCGGACGCCCCUGAGGAGUUCACCCAAGCCCAGGCGCGCGAGCAAGCCCUUCAGCAGAGGAAAGAUGAAAGGCAACUAAAGGCAGAGCUUCGGCGGCAACAGCAGCAGCGACGCCAAAAGCAGCAACAAGUCGCCGCCGCAUCCAAAGGCGUCAGCCGCGACGCUGCUGAGGACAAUGAAGGGCCGGAUGAGGAUGACGAGGAACUAGGCCCAGCCUCAUCGGAUGGCGACGAUGACGAUGACGCUGCAGAGCCUAAUGCUGCGGCUGACCAUGAGGACCUGCUGCCUGAGUCGGUGCUCCAAGCGGUAGCUGCGCAGGAGGAGCAGGCGGCGCAAGCCGAGGCUGAGGCUGCUGUGGAGGCCGCAGCCAGCCGAAGAGCGCAACGGCGUGCUGCCAAGCGGCAGCGCGUGCAGGCCGUGAAGGAGGGUGUAGUCAAGGUGCAGGUGCUGCCAAAGCUGCAGGCGGAGGCAGCUCGGGUCAACUUCCUCAAGGAGGCCCUGUACGGCGACCGCAUCAAGCGCUCGCUGGACAUGCUCAGCAGCGUCCCGGCCAAGAACCGGCCGGCUGUCAAGUUCGUGUAGCGGCCCCUCGCUGUUGCAGAUGGCAUGCAAGGAGGUUUACGGCAGGGUUGGUGCGGGUUGAUGGCGUAUUGGAUGUAGGACCGAGCUGGGUUGUAGACGACAUGUUACGUGUGAAGUUUGCUUUGACAGCAACAAUGGCAACAGCUACAGCCUCACCAGUACCUUGGGGAGGAACGGCGUGCCGGUCUUGCAUGGCAACCACACGCCUGGCGCCCCUCCGCAGCACCGGUAACCGCGCGAACUGACUGCUGGUGCUUGCCACCCGGUAAGGAGCCAGCAGUGCCAGCCGGGGCACACAAAGCAGCAUGAGCAACAGCAGCGGCGGCAGCGGCAGCACAAUACGUGAGCCUCCAUUGUGGGAUGGGUCCUAAGGGUGCAAGCUACCGCAGCCAGCCCUAGCCACGCACGGCUCAUAGCCACGCACGCCCGUAGGCUGCGCGGUCGUCACCAGCCUGCAGCCGUGCGGGCGCUGUGCUUGGCGGCUGUGUUGGUGACAUGCGGAAGUGAUGGGCUUAGGGGCGAAGUCGUGUGGCGUGUUUUCGUGUCGGUGGUUUCUCCGUUGCUCCAUUGAUGUUGUACCUACACCCAACACGUGGGGGAUCUGGGUUGCGAGGAGGGGCGUUUGAAUGGUACCUGGUGGCUAGCUGGGUAAGGCGUACAGUCAUGGACGUCGUGUGUAACAUGAACACUUGCGCGCCUUGCUAUUAGUAUUGACAUGCAUGUACGGCCGUGUGAUGGCAGUUGCUGGCAGGAGUGCAUGGUUACGGCACAUGGUGCUGCAUAGGGCCCUUCUACCGCGUCCUAUCAACCACCGGCCCUAAAAGCUAAUGCGAACUAAUAGGAUCGCAAGAGGUGCAGACAUGAGUACGGCAGUUUAAGGGGUAGCGAACGGAGUGCUGGUAUGCUCAGGUGCAGUGUUCUAUCGCGGUAACAAGCGAAGAUCAAUUUGCGACGCUGUUUGCGGAGUGCAGGCCCAACUCUCGUGGUGAGAGUGUUGCGCUGGAUUGGCGCUGUAAGGGAGCCUGGGCGAAUGGCGGUUUGCCGACUGGCGUGGAAGUGGGAGGGACUGUGUCACGUGUUGCAUGUGCAUUGAACCUAUGCCUGUUUCGUAUGCCAGGUGCAGCAAGGCAGCUUGUAAAACAACUGAAGCGAC
Messenger RNA from Astrephomene gubernaculifera, 2050 nucleotides. Lineage: Eukaryota; Viridiplantae; Chlorophyta; Chlorophyceae; Chlamydomonadales; Astrephomenaceae. The record is from the annotation of a GenBank genome assembly.